Messenger RNA from Microdochium trichocladiopsis, 1071 nucleotides. Its product is annotated as lactate dehydrogenase/glycoside hydrolase. The transcript has 3 exons. Gene Ontology annotation, molecular function: oxidoreductase activity, acting on the CH-OH group of donors, NAD or NADP as acceptor. Gene Ontology annotation, biological process: carboxylic acid metabolic process. Bases 52 to 936 code for a protein of 294 amino acids. NCBI's taxonomy places the organism in Eukaryota, Fungi, Ascomycota, Sordariomycetes, Xylariales, Microdochiaceae. The record is from RefSeq and is a predicted model, not a curated record.
CGGGUCGCGAUAAUUGGCGUCGGGCAAGUCGGCGGGGCCGCAGCAUACGCGAUGGUUCUGGGCGAAGUGGCGACCGACCUGCUCCUGGUGGAUAUUGACCUCGAGCUCCGCGAUGCACAGGUUCACGAUCUGUGCGAUGCGGCAUAUUGCUGCGGCAGCAAGACGCGGGUGCGAGCGGCGACGUACAAGGAGGCUGCGGAGUGUGAUAUCAUCGUCGUCACCGCGGGUUCAAAGUGGACAGUCGGAGAAACAAGCAUCAAUUUCAUGUAUCGCAACAUCUCCAUCGUCCGCAACGUGAUGGAUGCACUGAGACCGAUCUCGCCCCGUGCCAUCCUCAUUGUUGUGUCAAAUCCCGUUGACACGCUUACGACCAUUGCGCAGGGAUUGUCUGGGCUUCCCACUUCUCAAGUCAUCGGCUCCGGCACAUUCCUCGACUCGGCAAGGCUUCGUGGCGUUGUAGCGGAUAAAACUGGGGUAGCAGUUGACUCGGUCCAGCUCUCCGUCUUGGGUGUCCACGGGCCUGCUCAGGUGUCGGAGUGGUCCGCUGCCAAGAUAAAUGACAUCCCGCUCGAGAAAGCACUAUCAGAUGGCGGCGCACAGCUCAGCCGUGACUCUGUCCUCAAUCGUGAAGAGCUUGAGUACGAGUGCCAGCGCCAGUCUGAGGCAGUCAUACGAACCAAAGGCUCGGUUCCGUUUGGUGUCGGGGCUGUUGUGCUCCGCCUUUGCGCAACCAUCUUGGCAGACCGAGGAGACAUUUGUACAGUCAGCCACUAUCACCAAGAGUUCGACUGCUACUUCUCGCUCCCGGUAGUGCUGGGGAGGAACGGCAUUCUGCGCAACAUUUACUUACCCUUGAACCAGGACGAACUAGAACGAGUAAGGAAGUCGGCCCAUCAGCUGCGGAAGAUGGUUGUAAGGAUUAAACAGGAAGCGUGAUUGCCUGCAAAGCAGUACGCUCAUGGGCCACAGCGCCUCUUCCAGUGUUUUAUUUCUGUUGUUCGUAAAUGUCAAAUUAUGCUUUCUCUUAUGGGCGUGACAUGUACUUAGUAAUUGUAGUACAGCAUUUUGGAG